Molecule: messenger RNA, 771 nt
Organism: Gongylonema pulchrum
Lineage: Eukaryota; Metazoa; Nematoda; Chromadorea; Rhabditida; Gongylonematidae
Source: the annotation of a GenBank genome assembly
AUGUGGUCUGGUCUCUCAUCCAGAUGGCAAUUGGCGAUACUUAGUGGUCUUGGAUUUCUUAUCUUCAGUUUACUUCUGUUCUGCUGCUAUUGUUGUUGUCGGCGGAAGCGCAAAAAUUCAGGUUGUUCGUCAUCCAUCAAGAAGAAUGGUUUGCAAAGUUGCAAUGGCUCCAGUGUUGCCAACAGUGGUGUGAAUACAGCUUAUUAUCGGAAGCUGAAUGGAACUUCAACUACAAAUCCGAACAGUGCAGGAUUCGAGCUCUCCUCGUUGAUAGUUGGAGCACCGAACAACAACAGCACAUUCAUGCAACAUCACCAGUCCGGCAGCUAUGCUCAGUACAGUCCGAGACCUUCCACUGAUCCAUCUGUUGAGCCGUAUCAAAUACCUGAAAUACAGUCAUCGCAGCUGCAAAUUGGGGAUCUGAUUGGUGAGGGGCAAUUCGGUGUCGUGCACAGCGGUAACUGGCAUGGAUCGCUUCUUAGUGGAGAACCAAUGCAGAAAGAAAGUCGAUCAAGUAUUGUCGAACAGCACGAUUUUGUUAGCGAUAUCCAGUUGCGAUGCCGAAUUAAGGUAGCAGUGAAAUCACUAAAGGCGGGAAGCAGUUCCAUGGAGAGGCAGAAUUUCGAAGAAGAGAUCCGUACGAUAGCACCGUUCGAUCAUCCGAAUGUAGUACGGUUGCUCGGUGUCUGUUACUUCAGUGCACAACAGCUUAGUGCUGUUUUUGAAUAUAUGGUUCACGGCGAUUUACACGAUUUCUUGCGUUUACGUGCA